CUUUUUCUUUUCCUUUUAGUUAUGAUUGUUGAAAACGUAUUGCAAGUCUAUCAUCAAGUAGCUGAAAGACUUCUUCCUGUACUCAAGAGACAAUCCAAAGUAUCUUAUAUUGGAGCAGCCAUCUUGUGUAUUUUGGCUUCUGAAGUUUAUGCACAACUUCGUGUUCCCAAAUACCUUAGGCAAUUCCCUAAAGUCAGUUAUUUUAAGUUGCUGAAAUCCCUCUAUGUUAAUGAGUCUGUCUUUGAUCGAAAUAAGCGUCUUGUGGUUCCAAUCACUCAACAAGGAUACAAGUUCUAUACGAGUAAAAUGCCUUUAAGCUGGUCCUUGUUCGUUACAGAUGCAGACAUUGCUAAGACACUCUUGCUCAAAUCAGAUACGUUCCCUAAAUCGGACGAAUUUGUUCAAAAACUGGGGCCUUCCAGUCCUGCUGUGAUGUUCCUCGGGAAAGACAAUGUAGCCCUUUCAAAUGGACAUACAUGGAAACGCCAAAGAAAGUUUAUGAACCCUGCUUUCCACCGUGCUAUGCCCGUCAAGACAUUUGCCAGUGUCAUGCCAAGACUUUUUGCUGUUAUUGAUGAAAAUCCACACGAUUUUCCUGCCGCCAUUCGCAUGAAAAAUUUCACGCUGGACGCUUUAGGCUUAGCUGGUUUUGCUUUUGAUUUCCAAUCAUUGACCGGUGAUCCUGAAGGCUGGUCGAAGACAUACAAUGUUGUGAUACGAAGUCUGUUUAAUCCAUGGGUCAAUGUGUUUGCCAAAAUUGAUUUUAUUUUGUAUACCAUCAUGCCUUCGAAAAGAGAAAGCUAUCAUGCUGUGAUCAAGUUUAAUAAGAUGUUGGUGAACAUGGCUGAUAAAAGAAGACAAGAGAUCUAUGAUGGUCAGAAAUCAAAUUUACCUGAAAGUGAAAAGGAUUUGCUUACCUUGAUGAUUGAAGCUGAACUCCGGGAAGGUGUCACAACCACCAGUCAGGAAUUAAGAGAAAAUAUCGCCUUGUUCUUCUUAGCUGGCCAUGAUACAACUGCCCAUACACUUACUUUCUGCCUGUAUAAUCUUGCCAAGAACAAGGACAUACAAACCAAAUUAAGACAAGAAAUACUUGAUGUCUUGGGUGACGAUCCUUGUGAUGUGACUCCUACACUUGAAGACUUGAAGAAGAUGACUUAUCUUGACAUGGUGCUCAAAGAGAAUCUUCGUAAAAGUGGUCCUGCAGAUCGUAUCUUGAACCGCGUUACAGCUGAAGAUGUUGAAUUGGGAGGCACCAUGGUUCCUAAAGGCAUUCCCAUUUCCGUUGAUAUUGUCAGUAUUCAUAUGAAUCCCAAGUAUUGGCAUGAUCCAGAACGCUUUAUUCCUGAGAGAUUUGAACAAGGUGGAGAAUAUGAUAGCCAUACAGGCAUGACAUGGUUACCCUUUAGUAAUGGAGCAAGACAAUGCAUUGGUAUGAACUUUAGUUUGACUGAACAGCGUGUUGUAUUAGUCAUGUUGUUGAAACGAUAUGAGAUUGAUGUUCCUCGAGACUCUAUUCAUUAUGAUAAAGUCGUUUAUGAUAAGCCAUUCAAUUUUGCUCCUGCAGAUUUGAAGUUGAGCUUUACUAAGCGAUAUUAAUUUAGCUACAUUUCAUCAUCUGGUACACAAUAAAGUCCUUUUUGUCAACUCAACACAAUUCUCAGUGAUGAUUGAUCUCUUGAUCUAGAAUGAUUCAAGUUUAUAAAACCCCUUUAA
Molecule: messenger RNA, 1716 nt
Organism: Gilbertella persicaria
Lineage: Eukaryota; Fungi; Mucoromycota; Mucoromycetes; Mucorales; Choanephoraceae
Product: cytochrome P450
Exons: 8
Coding region: 22-1599 (525 amino acids)
Molecular function (GO): oxidoreductase activity, acting on paired donors, with incorporation or reduction of molecular oxygen; monooxygenase activity; heme binding
Source: RefSeq, a predicted model, not a curated record